GCUUUUGCAUGUGGAAUGCUUAAUCUGCCUCGCAAGGAGAUCCGUAAAUUUGCAAUGAAGGAGAUGGGUACUCCUGAUGUACGCAUUGACACCAGAUUGAACAAAGCAGUCCAGGCCAAAGGGAUAAGGAAUGUUCCCUACCGCAUCCGUGUACGUUUAUCCAGAAAACGUAAUGAGGAUGAAGAUUCACCGAACAAACUAUACAUGCUGGUUACCUAUGUACCAGUCACCACUUUCAAAAGUCUACGGACAGUCAAUGUAGAUGAAAACUAAACUGAUUUUCAACACAGUAAAGUUAUAAAAGUGAAAAAAAACUCAAAAAA
This is a messenger RNA of Chelonia mydas (Green sea turtle), 323 nucleotides long. RefSeq names its product 60S ribosomal protein L31-like. NCBI's taxonomy places the organism in Eukaryota, Metazoa, Chordata, Testudines, Cheloniidae. Gene Ontology annotation, biological process: cytoplasmic translation. The record is from RefSeq and is a predicted model, not a curated record. The transcript has a single exon. Gene Ontology annotation, molecular function: structural constituent of ribosome. Gene Ontology annotation, cellular component: cytosolic large ribosomal subunit; ribosome. Bases 16 to 273 code for a protein of 85 amino acids.